Molecule: messenger RNA, 3235 nt
Organism: Schizosaccharomyces japonicus yFS275
Lineage: Eukaryota; Fungi; Ascomycota; Schizosaccharomycetes; Schizosaccharomycetales; Schizosaccharomycetaceae
Product: mitochondrial 54S ribosomal protein YmL19
Exons: 1
Coding region: 807-1247 (146 amino acids)
Biological process (GO): translation
Cellular component (GO): mitochondrial large ribosomal subunit; ribosome
Molecular function (GO): structural constituent of ribosome
Source: RefSeq, a predicted model, not a curated record
GGGCAGGUGGGUUGCCGCGGGUGCAGCUAGUGUCGUUUAGUGAGGGCUAAGGAUCCCUUCCCGCGUCCCUGCUACUGCUGCUCGUCUUUGUCCCAUACGGGUUCGCCGGGCAGCCGUUCCACACGAACAAUGUCGUAGUCUUCCUGCCCCAUGUUCAUCAUGCGCUAUGGGUUAGAAAACACCCCACUUAAGCGACUGUGGGGGCAAUGGGCUGGACCCAACAUCCCCCCAUUUCUCCGCUUUUUACUUACGUAGUACUCGUCGUUUACGUUUACGCGGCGUCGGUGCUUGCUGCGCUGGAGCUCAGACUCGCUCUCCAGUGAUUGGGUGCGCUUGUCAUUGCGUUCGUACUUUGCAUCGACAAUUGGUGUCAGGAAGAAGGAUGCUGCUACAACGCUGAGCAGGAAUGGCAAUCCAAAGAGAGCAAAUGGAUGAUUUCGCGCAUGGUGUCGGUACCAGUGGAUAGCCAUGUGGUGGGAGGGACGGGAGCGCCAGGGUUGGCGACGAACUGGACCGAUCCGCUCCCGUAACUCGCGUAAUUCGGUAUACGGGGGUCGAGUGUCACGUUAGCAGGGGUAACGAGGGGUAGUGAGGGAUGUGGUGUGGUGGUGUGGAGUUCGAUACUCUGCGGUAUCGAGUCUGUAACGAAGUAUCUUACGGUGCACACUAGUGCGCUGCAGUAUCUUUCGGUGCCGUACGACUCCAUAAAUCACGUUUUACGUAACACGUUACGCCGCCCCACCGCUUCCUCACCACCACGUUUGCACCACCAAUCCUGCCUCUCUAGCACUGACUGUUGUGACCUGAUGAGUAGUAGUGGCCUGAAGAAUGCAUUGGUAAAACUGGUCGUGCCUGCCGGCAAGGCGACACCUACACCGCCCAUAGGCCCGGCUCUGGGCGCACGAGGAGUCAAGAGCAUCGACUUUUGCAAGGAGUUCAAUGCUUCAACGGCGUCCUUCGUUCCCGGAGUACCAAUUCCAUGCAAGAUUACUAUCACACCAAAACGAACAUUUACGUUUACUAUCCAUCCUCCGCCAACGAGCUGGCUACUGCUGAAGCUCGUGGGAAAGGACAAGGGAGCCCAUGCACCAAAAAACGAAAUCAUCGGCAGCAUAAGUUUAAAGCAUGUGUAUGAAGUCGCAAACAUUAAGAGUAAAGACCCUUCGUUGCAGGGGAUUCCUCUACAGUCCAUUUGCAAGAGCGUUAUUGGAAGCGCUCGAAGCAUGGGCAUAAAAGUAACGUAUUAAACUGAGUUUGUUGGAAAGAGUGAAUACAACGCUAGAAGUCAGUGACAGUUUGCACCAGUGAGAAGGGAGACAUUGGAUGUUAUGGUAGCGGGCAUAGCAAGCAGUUGUGAAAGCCAAUACUAUAGACAUCAAAAACAAGAAGCAACUCACUUAGGAAGAAAUGAGAGAAAACAAAACAGUAAAAAAAAAAAAGAAAAAGGAACUCGUUGUCCGGUGAUGGGCCCUCACACUGCUACAUGGCCAUCUAUGGUUACGGUUUUAGGAAGGAGGAAAUAUGUGUGUACGAGUACGUUAGUGUCAAUAAUGUCCGACAAUAUGCAGCACCAUACAGUAUGCGAAAAAUGUCCAUGCUCUGAGAAAAACGACAAAAAAAGACAAAACAAACAAAAGCGUAUAAGUCAAAUGGCUCCGCCAACAUUUUUUCCCGAUAAUAAACGAGUGUGCCUAAUUAGCAGCGAUAGGGAGCUUUAAUUCACGCUUGGCCUGCUCAACAGCAAGCUUGUCGCCAGUGUUUUUCAUGAUGUCGUCGCUAAUCUUCACAGCUUUGCGGCCACCAGCACUGUACAGCUUCACCACGAUAUUCAUGGGUUUACUUUUUUGCGUCCGAUCAGACUUGCGAGUAAAGUCGCUUGUGAAGUUUGUGCCAAUACCAAACGAACAGCCUAUUCCGGCCUCGUUGCACAACUUUUGUAAGUGAAUGCAACGGUCAACGUUCAAGGAGUCACUGUGAACAAUUUGUUUCGUACCGGGGUUCACGCCAAUGGCCUUGUAAUGGCGUACCACCUUCUUUAUAAACUCUUCAGGUGAACCACUGUCUUGGCGUACGCCGUCAUACACGUUGGCCAAAUCGUCGGGCGAGUUCGCGGUAAAGCUUCGGAGGAAAGCAUCAGUGGAAAAGGUGUCGGUGAGAGCAAUGCCGAGAUUCUUGCCAAACGUCUGUCUCCAUUUCACCGACGCAACGUAGUUGGCUGCGGUGUAGUUGUUCGUGAUGGCUGCGGUACCCAUAUACCAUUCGUGAGCAACAGUUCCAAUGGGUUUAACGUUGUAUUUACGCGCAAAGUACACGUUCGAUGUGCCGGAAAACGCUCCGGCGCCAUUUACUUCCUGGCGUGCCUUGACCAAACCCUGCAUCACCAGAUCCUGAGUAUGCACAUCACGGCGGCGACGAGUACCAAAUUCGCUGAAAACACAACCGUUUUCUAUCAAGCGUUUACCCUUGUCGAAAGCCUUAUCCAAUUGACCUUCGUAGUCCCAAUCUUUGUCCACGAACUUGAAGUACGCUUCCGACACAAGAGCCAGAAUAGGAAUUUCAUACAAUAUUGUUUCGUGCCACAUUCCGUUAAUUGCAAUUCCUAAAUCCUUAUUUGUCUCAUCAUACGUGAGAACCACUUGUUCGCUGGGACAGAACCGAUAACCGCGUAAAAAGGUAAAAAACUCAUCACUGAGGUAAGGACAAGUUUCACGCAUCCAUUUCUCUUCGUCAUCCUGCAGGGAAAGCGUCUUCAAGCUAUCAAUUUCCUUUUUCAACCAGUCAAUAGCCUCUUCAUUUAAUGCCAUCGCUGGCGACCGGUUUUUAAAUUGGUAAGACACAGGAGUGUUCGGAUAAUGCUCCAUAACCGCUUGAAGCAUAGUGAAUUUGUACAAAUCCGUAUCAAGGAUUGAUUUUAAGACUGCCAUUGUUGCUGAAAUCUAAAGGCUUAUUCAGAAAUCCAAAAAGUACGUCAAAACGACCUCAAAUUAUUUCGUUUUUCUUGUCUAAACACCGUCCCACUGUCACAAUAAAUUAGUUUCUAAGGGGAAAUACCUCGUAAAAUGCACGAGUAUUAAAAAUAUCAAAUUUCUUGACGCGUAAACGCAGGUUGGGUGUUGGCGGAGGACAGACGCUGGAGGUCAUACUUCAGUGUUAGUUCUUACGACACUCAUCCAUUAAGAAUGACAAAAAAAAAUAACAAUAAAAUAGACAUACGGAUAACAACUCAAUUUUAGUU